This is a messenger RNA of Trypanosoma grayi, 1281 nucleotides long. RefSeq lists its product as hypothetical. The transcript has a single exon. The record is from RefSeq and is a predicted model, not a curated record. Bases 1 to 1281 code for a protein of 426 amino acids. NCBI's taxonomy places the organism in Eukaryota, Euglenozoa, Kinetoplastea, Trypanosomatida, Trypanosomatidae.
AUGAUACGUCAGAGCCUCGAGGUGGUUCCAACUGUGCUGCCGAAGUACCGGCUGGAAGAGGAUGCACGAUUGGCAGAGGAGCGGCGGCGGCGGCAGCGGCAGUCAGGACAGAAGUCAGAAGCUGCAGCAGUAGAGCAGGUCGAGCGCUACCGCAUUGUCGGCCACAGCGACAGUGCAAAGGGCACUGCCGGUGUUCGUCUAUUCUCGCUGUUGACUUCGCCGGAGUUGGGCUCACGUGUUCCACAGCGAUUGCAUGUGCUGGAGGCCCCGAAAAAGACAUGGAAGCGCGUCCGUCGGACGGUGUAUCGCGGAGUACUUCGCAGUGCAUCUGCAUUAGAUGGUGACGCUGGCGAAGAAGAUAAUAAUGAUGAUAACAUUGGCUGUGAUGAUGAUUGCGAUGGCGAUGGUGGCAAUGAGGGCGGGGCACCUCGGUUCAGCUCACUGCCACUGCCGGAGCACGAGAACAUGGCAUGUCUACUCCUCACACUCCCUGUAGCGAGAAGAGGAGCAGCAGAGCCAGUAGCAGGGGAAGCAACCGUGGCGCAGGCGAGGUGGCUAAGCGCACCGCUGCACGCCCUCCGCUACGAGCGGGUGGGGGCGCCCAAAGAGGGUCAAGGCAUUUCCACCUCUUGGUACUCUGGCAUGGACGUCCGCUCCGUCGGCUUCAAGCGCAGCUACAUCGAUGACGACGGAGCAGACGACGAUGAUCAAAUGAGCAGUCUAUCUGACGAUGCCACUCCGGUUGGACGGCAAGGACGAAAGAAACGUGGUGAAGAAACCGAAGCAAAUGCGAGUAAGAAGAAAAAAACGGAAACUAACAUCAGCAGUAGCAACAACAAAACGCCCGCCGGUGAGGUGGAUGGUGUGACGACAAAUGCCCAACAGGGCGAUGCGUCCCAAACAGCAGCUGUGGAGCCGCCGGUAUCGGUUCUUCCAUCAUCGGCACUCCGUGCGGCUGAAGAGGCCAAGAAGCCUGUCGCGACGCUUGAUUUCUCGGGGGUCGACGCGGGGAACCUCGAGAGCCUCACGGCUUCCCUCCUCCAACAGUGGGCUGCCGCUGGGAAAGCGGCUGUGCCCUUCAACGAGGUGGCGAAGACGGUGCUCAAGGCCCAUCCACAGUAUGCGGGGAUGAAGGCGAAGCACCAGUCCCCCCAGGGACGCCAAGAGGCAGUGGAGUGGUUUCGUGUCUCCCAGACGGAGGUGCGGGCGCAUAUUCUCCAUCUGGGAUACACGAUAGACAGCACGAAUAAUGUGUACCUCUUACAGCAGCAGAAAACGUGA